Nicotiana tabacum (common tobacco) is the source of this 1510-nucleotide messenger RNA. Lineage: Eukaryota; Viridiplantae; Streptophyta; Magnoliopsida; Solanales; Solanaceae. The record is from RefSeq and is a predicted model, not a curated record.
CAUGGCAACAGAUUCACCUUCUCGCCAAAAGGCAGAAGAAGAUUUAUGUUGAGUUGUUUGAUGUGGCUCCGCUGAAGUUGACUUUAAGUUUCUCCAGCAGUCCCUGGUUGCUUCGAAAUGGAGUGCUUACAUCUGGAGAAUAUCUUAUACAUAGGGGUCUUAUGGCACUUGCUGAUAUCGAGGGAGCACAAAUUCACCUUAAACAAGUAAUCCUUUCACAACAGCUUGCUAGCUGGGAAUCUGUUCAAGAGAUACUCAUCGAGCAUUACACACAACAAUUUCUUCAUGAGAUGUACAAGGUAUUUGGUUCAGCAGGAGUUAUUGGCAAUCCUAUGGGGUUUGCGAGGAGCAUGGGUCUUGGCCUUAAAGAUUUCUUGUCUGCUCCUGUUCAAAGUGUUUUCCAGACUCGUGCAGGAUUUAUUAAAGGCAUGGCAGAAGGAACCUCUAGUCUUUUGAGUAACACCGUGUAUGCCUUAAGUGAUGCUGCCACCCAAUUCAGCAAAGCUGCACACAAGGGUAUUGUGGCAUUUACUUUUGAUGAUCAGGCUGUCAGAAGUAUGGAAAGGCAGCAAAAGGGAAUAUCCUCCCAUAGCAAAGGGGUGAUAAAUGAAUUUUUAGAGGGUCUAACAGGUCUAUUACAAUCACCUAUUAAAGGGGCAGAGAGACAUGGCCUUCCAGGAGUCCUCUCAGGCAUAGCUCUUGGAGUGACAGGACUUGUGGCAAGACCAGCAGCCAGUAUCCUUGAUAUCACCGGCAAAACUGCACAAAGCAUCAGAAAUCGGAGCAAACUCCAUAAUCGGGGAUCUCAUCGCUUUAGGGUCCGAUUGCCAAGGCAUUUAACUAGAGAACUUCCUUUGCGGCCUUACUCUUGGGAAGAAGCAAUUGGAGUAUCUAUUCUUAGAGAGGCUGACGACCAUAUUAUGCUCAAAGACGAAAUGUUGGUAAUGUGUAAAGCUCUUAGGCAUGAUGGGAAGUUUGUUGUCCUCACUGAGAGGCUUAUAUUAAUUGUCUCCUGCUCCAGUAUAGUAAAAUAUGGGAAGCCCGAGUGUCAAGGAGUGCCUGCUAACCCAGAGUGGUUGGUAGAAACUGAAAUCGGGAUAGAUAGUGUAAUCCAUGCUGAUAACGACGAUGAUGAAGUACAUAUUGUGGGAAGUAGCUCAGAUACAUUGCUAAGGCAGAAUCACAUUUCGCACAAAAGAAGCUGGGCAACUAGGGGAAAGAGAUGGAACAACAAUCCUCGAACUUCUCUUCCGCUUUUCCAGGCCAAUUUGGUUUUCGCAUCAAAUGACCAAGCAGAAGACUUUUUGGCGGUACUUCUAUCUACGAUUGACAAGGCUAAAGAGCGAGGUCGGAGCUCUGUUCAUCUGCUUCAUCAAAAUAAUAUCAGGAAAAUAUAGAACGAUGUAAAGGAUCCAAGUAUUUUGCUAUAUGUACAUUGUACAUUAUGUACAUAAUCUGCUUUGUCCAUUUUCUGUAUAUUUUUUGUUCAUGACUGUUCAAUUAGUCUAAG